AUGACCGACGAGAAGCAUUUCGAAGCCGAGGCUAUGUCUCUGAGGAGACUCGCUUUCUUCGGUGUGGCCCUUUCCACGAUGGCCACCCUGAUCUGCGUCGUCUCAGUGCCAAUGCUCUACAACUACAUGCAGCAUAUGCACUCGGCUAUGCAAAACGAAGUCGACUUCUGCAAGUCCCGCUCUGGAAACAUGUGGAGAGAAGUCACCCGCACUCAGACCCUCGCCAAGGUCACUAGGAGCCGUCGUCAGACCGGCGGUGGAUGCUGCGGUUGCGGAGUCUCUGCCAGAGGACCACCAGGACCACCAGGAGCAGCUGGUCAACCAGGAGGUGAUGGACGUCCAGGACAGCCCGGAAGAAACGGACCUGAUGGCCCACCAGCCACACCAGCUCCAAUCACACCACCCUGCUUCAACUGUCCCGCUGGACCACCAGGACCACCAGGAAAUGCAGGAAGCCGUGGAGCACCAGGAAACCCAGGACCCGACGGACGACCCGGAAAUGCUGGUAACCCAGGAGGCCAAGGAGCUCCCGGACCACAAGGACCACCCGGAAACGCUGGUCAGCCAGGAAACCCAGGUGCACCAGGAACGCCUGGUAGACUCACCACUGUUCCCGGUAACCAAGGACCACCUGGACCACCUGGACCACCAGGACCACCAGGACCUAACGGAAACCCCGGAGGCCCAGGAAACCCAGGAAACCCAGGAGGCCAAGGACCUCCCGGAGACAAUGGAAGACCUGGAGGACCAGGACAGCCUGGAGCUCCUGGAGACAGAGGACAAGACGGUGACAGUGGAGCUCAGGGAAGCUGCGACCACUGCCCUACUCCUCGUACUGCUCCUGGAUAUUGA
Cylicocyclus nassatus is the source of this 852-nucleotide messenger RNA. NCBI's taxonomy places the organism in Eukaryota, Metazoa, Nematoda, Chromadorea, Rhabditida, Strongylidae. The record is from the annotation of a GenBank genome assembly.